This is a messenger RNA of Rhipicephalus microplus (southern cattle tick), 1008 nucleotides long. RefSeq lists its product as uncharacterized. NCBI's taxonomy places the organism in Eukaryota, Metazoa, Arthropoda, Arachnida, Ixodida, Ixodidae. The record is from RefSeq and is a predicted model, not a curated record.
AGGGUGACCACGGAGUUGACUUCGAGCCACAGGUUUCGACGGGACACCCCUUCGCGAAAGGACCCGUACGUCGAAAGCGAGUGCGCGCGCCCGUGCACGCCUCCCCGCGACGACGCACUAGUGCGCGGAACAACUGAAGCACGCGUCAGGGAACAUUUUUUUUUCUCCUCGGCGCUGUUUGCUCGAGUCAAGAGACCCCGGGCCGGACCAGGGAGCAGAAGGGAGCGCCGAAAACACUCCACACAGUUAGCGCGGCACUCAACUGAAGCCGUGGUUUCUCGUCUUCAGCAGUUCGACCCAGUGACGGCGAAGCUUCGAGAUCGGGAUAACUCUCUAACACAAACAGUCUCAGUCCUGUACUUUCGCUGCUCGCUCUCUUCUGAAUCUCGCAAUUUUUCAAGAAAAGCGACUAGGCAGCCGCUUUUCUUCGGUGACGUUACGCGGUCAAGUCUCCGUGCAUUGGCGGUGAACUCUCGCAUCACGAGAAAGCGGAGUCUCUGAGCGCGGCAGGCUACUGGACCCCGGCGGUGAAGAAAUCGUCAACGCUAGCCAUCCCCGCAGGGACAUCCGCAGAUCACGCCACAACCAACAACCAUGCUGAAAGCGAGAGGCGUCACCCUCGGCUAUUCCCAAUUCAUACUGGUAUUGGGUGUAACGCUACUGCUCGCCGCAUCCGCAGCCGGCGUGUCGUCCGAAUACAACCCGGAGGUGGCCGUGGAAGAGGUUGGCCGCCUGUUCAACCUGCUCUUCCCGCUGGUGCUGCCUGACAAGAUGCCAUACUCGUGGCCCAGGGGCGCGACCAGGGCGGCCUCCUCGUCUGUGGACGCCUCGGACGCGGCGCUGGCCCAGGUGGCGGCCGCAGGAGGGUUCGGCGGCCAACGGCGGAACCCCGACGACCCCGCGUCGCUCAACCUACCAAAGCGGGGCGAGUCCGAGUGUCUGAGCCGCUGCAUGAGCCAGCGCAAGCUGCAUCCCAUCCAGUGCCUCAACAUAUGCUGAGCGAUCAGG